This is a messenger RNA of Mugil cephalus (flathead mullet), 5418 nucleotides long. It is a transcript of the gene ankle1, whose product is annotated as ankyrin repeat and LEM domain containing 1. Gene Ontology annotation, molecular function: endonuclease activity; protein binding. Lineage: Eukaryota; Metazoa; Chordata; Actinopteri; Mugiliformes; Mugilidae. The coding region runs from base 319 to 3843 and encodes 1174 amino acids. The record is from RefSeq and is a predicted model, not a curated record. The transcript is spliced from 9 exons.
AAGUUUAACCAAAACAGUUGCGCGUUUUCAUAGAAUCAAAAAUAAUACGCGUUUAAUCAGUUAACCUCGAUGAGUCGAUGAGUUUGAAGAUUGCACCCAUGUCUUAAUUUUAGGUGCAGACGUAAGGUUUAGGUGAAUUUGUUAGCGGCUAGUUUUGCAGAAUGACGUACUUUAAUGUGUGCACACAGUGGCUAUGUUUCUGCAACCACUCCGUCGCUGUUAGCUCCUUGUGCUAGCCUUAACCUCAAACGUAUCCGUAGCUUGUUGAACAGUUGUCGCGUUAGAUGUAGAUUCUAAUAUAUAUGAUUGCUAAACUUAAUGACGAUGGCCAUGGACCGAAAAACGGCGAGGCUGGAAAGUCAAUUGUGUAAAGCGGUGAAGGAUGGAGACCCCAGAGCUGUGCAACUACUGCUCUCACAGGGUGCAAGCCCUGACCUGGUGGGUAGCAAGGGGGUGGCUGCAAUGCACUUGGCUGUGGGCAAAGAGACUGAGAAGAAUACACGCUGCUUGAAAAUGCUGCUGCAACACGGAGCAAACCCCAACAUCAGGUCAUCAGAUGGCUUGACUCCUCUUCAUGUUGCAGCACUGUGGGGAUGUUUUCAAAAUCUCAAGCUGCUCUUGAUAAAUGGAGGAAACCCAAACAUUAAAGAUAAUGAAGGGAACACACCAAAACAGCUGGCAGAGCAACAGGAAAAUCAAAAAUGUGCUCAUCUCCUUCAGGAAUACCAGAUCAGCUCAGUGGAGACUGAGGAGGAUGACUUGCCACAGUUCCAAUACUCUGUGUAUUCAGAGCACACUGACACAUCCAGCUAUCCAGAAUCGGACUACAGCUUCAGUUCCCGCUCGUCAAUGAUAAGUGAAUUUGGUGAAGCUCCAAUGAGCAGCACAAGGCGCUCUUCAUUUUUCAACCUGUCUAACAUUAAUGGGAGGCCAAGUUGCAGAGAAAUGCCAUAUGACAGAAUUUCUGGUCCGUCCAUACUUUCAAGCACUCGCAUGUCUGCGGUAGAACCUGCAGUUGCGAUGUCGAUUCUCAAAGAGGAUGAUUCAUGUACUGAUGACGGCAUGGUCAUUUCAGGAGCAAACAAACAUUCUGCUGCAAAUGAUGGCAGAGCGUCUCUUUCCAGAAGAGACACCCUUCCUGCAUUUUUCUCAAGCAGGCAAACAAUUCGGAAGAGCGUGAGCUUCAGAGAUGUAGACGAAUAUUUCCCCGUCUUCAGUCCUGAAUCACCCAAAAAGGAUCUCGCUGCUGUUGAUGACAGCCGGCCCGGCAGCCGCUUAGCUUUCGACAUGACCGAGUACCCUGAUUUCCUGCAUUCAGAGCGUAUGGCCACUGUUUUGCACAAGCAGGGGAUCGACGUCACAUCGCCAGAUCAUGUUUACGUUUUCUGUAGGGUUAGCAGUAGUAGCACAGAAGAGGACUUGGACAAAACAGUCAUGAGUCGCUGUGCUUUUGAUGAACAGGAAACCGAAAAUGUAAAAGAGGAUCAGGGGAAUAUACCUGAACAUCAAGCACAUUUCACUGCUGGCAGCAGUGGCAGUGGGACUGGUAGCAGCCAUUAUAGUAGCUGUGAGAGUGAUCAUUACACUAGUGCUCUGGAGGCUUCUGUACACCCGCGGCAUCAUUUACUCCCUGCGGUAGAGGAAGUUUCUGCUGGGGCUGGAACUGACAGAGUGACUCAGAUUUCUACUGAUUCUGAGACUGAAUUUACAAGGCUAGAUGGGAAUUUUCCACGUGUUCGAGAAGAGACUAAGGUGGAUACAGAAUGUGACACUAAGGAGUCUUUACCAAACAUGCUUGAGAAAAUGAACUUGUCUGAAGCAAAACACACAAGCAAUAAUGUAUUGGAGGCUUGUAGUGGCCCUGUUGUAGAUAUUUCAAGCAACAGAGGUGUUGACAAGCCAGUAGCAGAUACUAGGUCUGAGGCAAUUGAAGCUUUGGAAGAAAAAGGUGACCUUCCAUUCACUCCCAGUCCUUUUGUGACAGGCAGGACGCGCUCGCGGUUGAGUCGUUGCUCCCUGAGAACCAGCAGAACCCCUGAGAGCAUCUUCUCCACGUCUACUCUGUUUGAGGAAACGCUGCCUACACCGGUCCGAACUCGCCGACAGACACCCAGAUCUCAAAGCUAUAAAGACUUUCAUGGCUUAUCACCUGCACUUAGCCACUUACCUUCCCAUUCAGCAGGGAGUAGCACAGGAGGGGAUUCCUUGCCGAUGGAUUGCGAGGACACAGAGUCCAGCACUCUUGGAGCCUUUUCAAGUGUGAAUGAUAGUCAAGCUGAUACACUCAUCCUUUCUAAAAAGGUAACAGACUCUGCUGGGGAAUCACAGACUUUGUGUGACACAGUUGUACUAGAGAAAAACCAGGACACUUCAGUUGAUGCCUAUGAAAGAAACCUUGCAGAGAUUAUUCUUGCUAUGCAACAACAGGACCUUGUAGAAGGUAGGGAAUUUCUGACUGAUGAUCUGACAAGUGCAGAUGAAAUAACUACAAAGGAAAAUGGGGAUGAUGCCCCUGGUGAGAACCAGGAAGACGGUCUAGAAAACAGGGAUGGCUGGAUAACUGAGGACUUGACCUCCCAGAUAGAUUCUGCGUCCUCAUCUUCCAGCUCCAGCUAUUUUUCCCCAAGAAAGUCGAGGGAAGAUUCUGACCCUUCUUGCACUCCAGGCACCGGAUGCACCCCGAGGUACAGCAUGAGCCGACUUUCAAGUUGCCGCAGGCCGCAGAGCCUGGCUAACCUGUCUUACACCCCUGGAGGACGCCCACAUAUUCUGGAUCUGGACGAACCCGUGGAGUACCUGUACACUGAUACAGAACAGGGCCACAAACUUAUUGAGACUCAUGUUCCGCCAAACGCGGACACCUCACUUAGUUCCAGCAUGAGUACUACAAGUAAUGAGGAGACCAUCCUUUAUGACUGGCGCCCAUUACAGACCGACAUGAUGAGCAAAAAAGGAAAGGAGAAUGAGAAACCCCAGGCGGUGGUGGUGGGACAGAGGGAAGAAAGUGUUGAGUGUGAGGAGAAUGUGUUGCCGGAAACCAAAGGACUGACUGACAAGGAGCUGAGGUUGAGGCUAAUGGAGCUGGGGGAGAGUCCAGGUCCUAUCAGCAGCCGUACCAGGCCCACCUACAUCCGAAGGCUGGGGCGCUUGUUACAGGAGACAAAGUUGCAAUCACAACAUCAACAGAAGCAUUUACAUCAGCCGCAAGCAGAUUUAGGUUAUAGUCCCGAAUUGUGUCGGGUCCUGCAGACCUUCAAGCUGCCUGAUUGCCAGGCUGAUGAGCAGGCUUUGUGCCAGCAGUUUGAUCAACCAGAUCAGAACAGGAAAUGGAGAGAAGGCAUAAUCAAGUCCAGCUUCAACUACCUGCUGCUAGAUCCAAGAGUGACGAAAAAUCUCCCCUUCCGCAGUCAAACCAUGACUCCGCAGGAGUGCUUCGAGACCUUUGUCCGUGCUAUAUUUUACGUGGGCAAAGGAAAACGCUCCCGCCCCUACAGUCACCUUUAUGAAGCUCUAGAGUACUAUAAAGGGGACAAGACCUCCAAGAAACUGUGCCUCAAAGUGCAGCACAUCCUUCAGGUGUGGAAAGCAGAGCAGGGCGUCAUCUCUCUGCAUUGUUUCCAGAACGUUAUUCCAGUGGAGGCUUAUACUAGAGAGGCCUGCAUGGUGGAGGCCAUCGGUUUGAAGAUGCUCACCAACCAGAAGCGGGGAGAUUUUUAUGGCAUAGUGUCAAACUGGCAGGUGAAGAGGAAACGGGAACUCGGCAUCCACCUGCUGUACCGGGCCAUGCAAAUCUUCCUGGCCGAGGGUGAGAGACAGCUCAGACCGGCAGACAUCAGACAGUAAGGACAACCACUGGGAUAAAAAAACAAAAAACAAAACAUGAGCCUGCAGAGGUAACAAUACCACUAGUUUAGCAUACAAAGCACUCCUUUGUUCGUGUGUGGUGACGCUUAAAACGUCCAGAAGUUCUGAGAUGUUACCAAGUAUUUAAUCCUUUCUACAAAUGAACUCUGAUCCGUCAAACUCUUAAGGGAUAUACUGUGUCACAUCAGGGCAUCUAAAAAUCAACUGAAAAAUGUUCCAUGCAUGAAGCACUGAGCAUUAAAUACAAAGUUAUGGAUAUAAGUGCCAAGUUAAAAUAAUGUAGUAUUCAGUUGUAAGAACACUUUGCUUUUACCAAAGCUUUUUUAUUGUUUGGGUUCUUUUUACGGCAGAAUCUGUUCUCUGGUCAUUUUUAAAUAACUAAACCAUAUACAUGUCAGAGUAGAAUGAAUACAUAUGUAUCAGUGUUAAUGGCAGAAUGGCUCCUUGUGGGAGACAUGAAAAAGAGUAAAUUUAACAUGAUUGUCAUGAAUCGAUUUGAUUAUCCACCCAGCCCUAUGUGACGUUUUCCAGUAAUCUUUUUGAACUGGUAGGUUUAGAUCUGUUUUCUUGGCGAUUCCCCUUUUGAAUGUGAGUAUUAUGCAUUAAUUUCUUUUUGUAUGUAUCUACUGUAUCUAUUGUAUGCAUUCUUUGUAUGGCCUGGGGGUGCAUUUCCUCAAAGCCUUUCCUUUUAUCUGCUUACAUGAGUCUACAAAGAGGUAACUUCAUUUCACAAGUCAAGAAAAAUAAGUAUGACGUGGGUUAUUUGGCCAAAACCUUCUUCUCACAUGUUAAUAAAUAAUAGUUUAAAAAAAAAAAAACAUCCAAAGAAUCCAGCAACGUGGUUCAAACGAAGGCAGUUAAUCAGGUUUGUUUCAUAGUGUUACAAAAAAAAAAGCAGUUUGUUUUGCAAUUUUUUAUACAAUUUAGAAUAAUCAGAAGUAGAGGCAGGAUGUUUUAGUUUGUAGGAAGAUUAGCAAAGUGUAGCUGAAACUAGUUGAUCAGCUCAUAAAAUAAAUGAUAAUCAAACAUAAUCCUUAAUUUUUGCCACAAAGAUUUUAUACGUCCAGGUCAUUGAGACUCUCCUCAGGUUUUUACAAUUGACUAAUUGUCAUGAAGCUGCAUAUAUUUUUCUUUUUAUCACAUAAAGGCAAGUCAAAAAACUGCAAAUGUGUAUUUGUAUUUUGAGAAAAGUGUAUUCGUUUACAUGCAAAACCUCAGGUUACAAAUCAAAGCGUAAGAGUUCUGUAUAUUGUCUGACAAAGAGCACUUCUAAAUUUGCCAUCAUUUACAUGAAAAAAAAACAAUAAUCUGCAGCCCAGUAUGCAUAGUAUGAAAAAAACUCCCUUCAGGUUUUAAUUAUUCUGAAAAUAAAGAAUAUUGACUGUAAGCUAUAUUUGACAGGUUUUGACAGAUUUCUCAUGUGCGGCAUCUGACACUCUUCACUGUACAUUUUUUCUUUCAUUGUGAUCAUGCUACUUAUUUGUUCUUUCACUUGCUUUUCUUUUCAUUAAGUAUGAUAGAAAACAGAAGAAAUAAAUCUGAAAUGGAUAAGUA